UAUAAAUAAGAGCGUGAGUAGAUAAGGAAAAAUUCACAAUCACAAGCAGAUACAUUACACUUUUUUUCACUGUAGCAUUCAAGAGGUGCGGCCUCAAGCGUACAAGCAUUCUUAAUGAUUUCAAGCAAAAUUUGCAGGCAAAAUUAAGGAUCUUGACGAUUGAAGCAGAAUAUGGCCGAAGGACGUCCUGCCACUGAUUCAGGUGACAAGAAAAAGCAACUUGGAUGCGAAGAGUUUAUGAUCAAUAUUGUUGAAGAUUCGCCUGACAUAGAGCCUGGUGAAUGGCCCGAGUGUUGCAUCUACAGGGUCCCUGAGUUGCUUCGCCGGGUAGAAAAAGAAGCUUACACUCCUAAACUAGUUCAUAUCGGCCCUCUCCAUUACAGCAUGCAGCAACCCAAGGAUAUAGAAAUUCAGAAACUUCGAUAUUUGAAGGGAUUCUGUGAUCGGACUAAGAAGAGUAAGAAUGAUCUUGCAGGCAUCAUUGAAAGCGACGAGUUAAAAAUCAGACAUUGCUAUUCUGAGACCUUUGAUCAGAUCAACAGUGUAGAGUUUGUAAAGAUGAUUCUAUUGGAUGCUACUUUUAUCAUUGAGUUCAUCUUGAGGAGUCGAAACCCAAAAGUUUACGAAGGAGACCAUAUAAUAAGUAAGCCAUGCCUGGUAUGUCAUAUAUGGCCUGACUUAAUAUUACUUGAGAAUCAGCUUCCAUAUUUUGUUUUGAAGAAACUAUAUGACUUUGUCCUCGAUGGACAAGAAAAUCAGCAGGGCCAGGCUCCUUCCUUUCUUAAGCUUGCCUGUGAUUUCGUACUCAACAAUCAGGAGUACUCAGUGCCCGAGGGGAAGGAAGUUAAACAUCUCACUGAUUUACUGAGGACGUAUUACAAUCUUCUGCACCUAAGGUCGAAGCCGUUUGAUAAAGCUGGAAGCGGGCCGGAGGCAGAGCAAUUUGAUGAAGUAUGUAGUGCAACAAAGCUGGACGAAGUAGGAGUGAAAUUCAAGGUAGCUCCUCCAAGUAGAAGCUUACUUGACAUUAAAUUCAAUAAGAAAAAGUGCCUGGACAGGUGUCCAUGGUUAAAUUUUUCAUGGCUCUUGGCUUGCUUUCCUUGCUUGAAACGCUUUGCGUGCUUGGAGCGUAUGCAACCUUCGUUAGAAAUCCCACGCUUGGUGAUAGAAGACGUGACUGAAGGUAUUUUCCGAAACAUCAUGGCACUGGAGCAGUGUCACUAUCCAAUGGAAGCCCACUUCUGCCAUUACGUUAGGCUAUUGGAUUCUAUCAUCGACACCGAAAAAGAUAUAGAAUUGCUUGUUGAGAAAAAGAUCAUCCUUAACGGGCUCGGUAGCAAUGUUGCAGCUGCGACUUUUAUUAACAAACUCUGCCUUCAGAUUGUGGCUGACGGAUCGUGUUACGUCGACAUAAUUAAAGGACUUCGAAGCCAUUAUUAUGACCAUUGGAACCGUAUUAUGGCAACCAUGGAAAGGUUUUAUUUCGGCGACUUUUGGAGAGGCGCUGCAACUGUGAUUGGACUUCUAUUAUUGGUCAACUCUCUCUGGGGAUUCCUUCGGCCUUUUGUUUUGAAGAAAUGAAUAAAGUGUCUGUGCUUUAAAUGUUUGUUCGAGUGUCUGUGCUUUAAAGUGUCUGUGUUUCGAGUCAUGGUUUGUUUUCUUUUCGUUUUGUUUCGUUUUUUUGAUGCAGAAUUGAAGCAUCUGUGUGCUUGUUGUUUGUCUGAGUGCUCUGCUUAUAUAUGAACUUUGUAAUCCAUGUCCUGCUUACCUUGUGAUAUCCUCUCCAUCAUAAUAAAUUUUACAUAAUACUAAUUUUCUUCAA
Molecule: messenger RNA, 1822 nt
Organism: Carya illinoinensis
Lineage: Eukaryota; Viridiplantae; Streptophyta; Magnoliopsida; Fagales; Juglandaceae
Product: UPF0481 protein At3g47200-like
Exons: 2
Coding region: 172-1581 (469 amino acids)
Source: RefSeq, a predicted model, not a curated record